Rangifer tarandus platyrhynchus (Svalbard reindeer) is the source of this 828-nucleotide messenger RNA. Lineage: Eukaryota; Metazoa; Chordata; Mammalia; Artiodactyla; Cervidae. The record is from the annotation of a GenBank genome assembly.
AUGGAGCCAAGCUUGCUGAUGUGGAGGUUCUUCGUAUUCAUCAUGGUACCUGGCUGCGUGACAGAGGUUUGUCACGAUGACCCUCCGAGUCUCAGAAACGCCAUGUUCAAGGUCCUCAGGUACAAGGUGGGCACCAUGAUAAACUGCGACUGCAAGACAGGCUUCCGCAGAGUGUCGGUCGUCAUGCGCUGCGCGGGGAACUCCAGCCACUCUGCCUGGGAAAACAGAUGCCUCUGCAACAGCAUCUCCCCUGCUAAGAACCCAGUAAAACAAGUCACUCCUGGACCCAAAGAACAGAAUGAAAGAAAACCCACAGACGUGCAGAGCCAAACGCAGCCCCCGGAGCAAGCUGACCUUCCAGGUCACUGCAAGGAGCCGCCACCAUGGGAACAUGAACGUGAACCUUUAAAGAGAGUCUAUCAUUUCAUCCUGGGGCAGACAGUUCAUUACCAGUGCGCCCAGGGAUUCAGGGCCCUACAGACUGGUCCUGCUGAAAGCACCUGCACGUUGAUCAACGGGGAGAUAAAGUGGACCAGGCCCAGGCUCAAGUGCAUAAGUGAAGGGGCGAACGGUCAGGUUCCAGAUGACAUAGAGCCUUGGGAGAGCACGGAAGCUCCCCCUGGGAGUGGAACUUUCUUAACAACCAGGACGGCAGGGACCACAGAUUUGCAGAAGCCCACAGAAGAGGUUGCAACGUUGGAUACGUUCAUAUUUACCACCGAGUAUCAGAUCGCAGUGGCCGGCUGCAUCCUCCUGUUCGCCAGUGUCCUCCUCCUGAGCUGCCUCACCUGGCGGCGGAGAUGGAAGAAGAACAGAAGGACAAUCUAG